AUGUCGGAUCCCCUAGCUGCAUUUGAAGACUAUUUGACACCCGAUUUCAAUGCAAGCAGGACAUGUAAUAAGCUACUGAAAGCGUCAAACCCAGAUUUGCAAUGUGAAGAACUUGAUUUAGUGACGCCUUUAAAGAAAGUUAAAUAUCAUAUCGAAGAGAUUGAGCGAAGAAAUGAUGAUGUUAUAAAAGCAAAUCCUUCACACUUGAUAGAAAGCUUCGAUAGCAAGAAGAUUGCUCAAGUGCAGACUCGCGAUGCAUUGAGUUCUUCUCUUGAGUACUUAAGCAUGUCUUAUAAAAGGUUGGACGCUGAGGUAUUAGAGCCUUACCAAAAGUGCUUGCUUCUGAGGUCAGCAUUGAGCAAAAUACACCAGACCUCUAGCAUCCUGAGAGACGUGUCGAUAUUUCUGCAUCUGCUCAGGCAAGUUACAGGCUUUGGUACAUUGGACCAAACUGACCCCUCAGCUCACCAAAAAGCCCUUAUCCUUGCCUCAAUUCAUUCUCAAAUCCAGACGGAGCUCAGUUCAAAUCCAAAUCUGGGAGCAUUGGAACUGGUAAAAAAAUAUGAUGUUGAAACUAUUCUCCCAAGCCGACGCAAUACUGUAAGGUACCUAUCUGAUAGGUUGUUCAGCGACUGUGCAAAUAACCUUGAAGUGCAGUCUAAGAAUUUGGAUGUUACUCAACUCGCGAAGGCUCUUUACGAGCUGUCUCAAAAAGACUUCAUCACGGUAAUUGACAGGGUGCUAUUGUCUAAAAUUACAAACAGCACCCAAACGCUAUCAAAAACAAUCACCUCAAUCAAAACGCUCCCUGCAGCUUUAGAAACAGUUAUGAAGAACGGGAGAGAUGUCAGGGCAUUGGGAAGGGCUCUGAAUGAAGCUGCAUCUACGAAAAGUACUCUCCUGAAGGACUACUUAUCGCAUAAGAAGCACAGUUGCAUCUCCGAGAUGUUUUGGAGCAGGGUUUCGAAAAAUUUCAAAAGGGAGUUUGAAAUAUCCUUCAAUAGGGGAGGCCCUGUCGGAAAGUCGCUUGCCGCAAAUUCGUCAGUAAUAUUGGAAAGCAUAAUAAAUGCCAUGAAAGACUCCACUGAAAAGGAAAAUGGUGAGUCUAACCUGGAAAAAAUGCUAGAUUCUGUUGCUAUACUAAAUUUACAUACUACAAGGUAA
Molecule: messenger RNA, 1164 nt
Organism: Lachancea thermotolerans CBS 6340
Lineage: Eukaryota; Fungi; Ascomycota; Saccharomycetes; Saccharomycetales; Saccharomycetaceae
Gene: COG5
Product: Golgi transport complex subunit COG5
Exons: 1
Coding region: 1-1164 (387 amino acids)
Biological process (GO): intra-Golgi vesicle-mediated transport
Cellular component (GO): COG complex
Source: RefSeq, a predicted model, not a curated record